UUGACACUUCUAAAGCAAGCGAAUGUGUGGAAUAUAUCUGUUGGUGUCUAUAUAAUUCUACACGACUGUUGUAAAUUGAUUUAAUUAAAAGUUAUUGCUGGAUUUUAGAAUUAUGACUGGUAUAGUAGACUCUAUAGAAAUGCCAAAAUUACCCGAAAAUCAAAAGUCUUUCGCCGGUAUACCAGAGGCUGUAUUUCUGGAAGAAAUUGAUACAUUCAUGGCACAACCGGAAAAUGAGGACAAUUGUGAGAAAGUUCUACAGAGAUUAGAUGAACAACAUAGCAAGUAUAGAUUUAUGGCAUUUAAUCUAGAGGCGCGGCGUCGUAAACUCAAAUCACAGAUUCCAGAUCUUCAGCGUUCUUUAGAGAUGGUGAAUGUGCUAAGGCAAGAAACGGAAGAGCGUGAAACGCAAUUUCUACUUAGUGAUCAAAUUUUUAUUAAAACACUUGUACCACCUACGAAAACGGUAUGCCUCUGGCUGGGUGCUAGUGUAAUGUUGGAAUAUCCACUAGACGAGGCCGAGGAGCUUUUGAAGCAAAAUAUGAACUCUGCAGUUGUAAAUCUCAAAACGGUAGAGCAUGACCAAGAUUUUCUUCGGGAUCAGUUGACUACCACCGAAGUAAAUAUGGCUCGAGUUUAUAAUUGGGGUGUGAAAAAACGGCAAGCUGCUGCAAAAACUACCUCUACCACUUCAUAAUUCGUGAAAUUAUAAAAGAAGAUUUAUUAAUAAAAACAAAAAAAAACUUGGUGCGCAAUAUUCAUCUUUAUAAGAUUUCAAUUCAAACCAGUUAAUUAAUCUAACAUGUAUACCUUUAAGAGUCAUACUAUUUGCUUUAAUUAAAUUUGAUGGUUUCGUAAACGCACUAAUGCAAAGCAUCAACGUGGGAUUCCAACUAAAUUGCGCAAAUUACUACCAGUUAGAUUAAAAAAUAAAAGAGCGUGACGCUUUGCAUUAAUGCGUUUAUGAAGUCAACCAUUUUUUUUAAUUUUUUUAAGCUUUAUUCUCUGUUAAAUACACUCUAUGAAGUUAUUGAAAGCGUA
This is a messenger RNA of Anastrepha ludens (Mexican fruit fly), 1041 nucleotides long. RefSeq names its product prefoldin subunit 3 (gene mgr). Gene Ontology annotation, molecular function: tubulin binding. Gene Ontology annotation, biological process: microtubule-based process; protein folding; tubulin complex assembly. The record is from RefSeq and is a predicted model, not a curated record. Bases 113 to 697 code for a protein of 194 amino acids. Gene Ontology annotation, cellular component: cytoplasm; prefoldin complex. NCBI's taxonomy places the organism in Eukaryota, Metazoa, Arthropoda, Insecta, Diptera, Tephritidae. The transcript is spliced from 3 exons.